UCAUCAUGUAAGCAGCAGCAACAACAAUCAUCUUCUUAUUCAUCAUCUAUAUCUUCAUCUACUCCUUCAUUGACUCGUGUAAAUGAAAGAUUAAAUUUUAUAAAAAAAGAAAUUCAAGAUAUUGAAGAUGAAAAAAUGACUCUGGAGCAAAAAGCAUUACAACGAUACAGUGCCUCGAGAAUCAUUGACUUAAGUUCGUCGAUGAAAGAUUAUUUCACUGAAGAUGAACAAAAAAAAAUGAAAUGUUCAAUAAAUAUCGAUGAAUUCAAAACUUCAACUAAUAACUUCAUUAUGGAUAUUGAAAAAUUAAUAGAUCAAGGCGAAACCAACCAAGCAUAUCUUAGAUGUUUAGAUACUCAUAUUCACUCAGAAAUAAACACAGAACUAUAUAAGAUAUCUAAAGUAUAUGGUGAUUUAUACACUGAAACUGAUAUUAUUGUAAAAUCAGUAGAGUAUAUCAUCAAUGGAUUGACACCUGACUUUGAUUUUAGUCAAAAAUG
Entrophospora sp. SA101 is the source of this 500-nucleotide messenger RNA. The record is from the annotation of a GenBank genome assembly. NCBI's taxonomy places the organism in Eukaryota, Fungi, Glomeromycota, Glomeromycetes, Entrophosporales, Entrophosporaceae.